ACUCUGCGGCCUGAAGUCCUGAACGUUUGGAUGUCCAAUCAGCGCGGGUCAGCACAGAACCCCUCGAUCAUUCAGAGGAUUUCAGGGCCGGAGUAUUCCAUUCAGAUGCCCGCCGGAAUCGAUCGGAGGUGGUGCCGUCGGGCGCCACGUGGACAUGGCUCUUCCUGCAAACGAACCACGAGCGCGCCAUCGCCGAGGCGUGCGUGCCCGCCUGGAUCCUCCUCCUGCCGGCUGCCGGCCGGUGGUCCUAACCGGCUCCGGCUGGCCCUUCCCAGUAGGCAGUAGUUAUUGCAGGCGUGAUCUGCCGCGCGCAGCGCUGCAUCGCACAUGGACAUGGCGCCCUCGCUCGCCGUAAUAUAUUCCGUCCCGUCCACCGGUUCCCCUCCGCUGCACUCCACUGCCCCGCACGCUCCUGCCGCCGCGCGCCGCGCCACAUGCCGGGCCUCGCCGUCCAGCGGUGAGUCCUCAGCUGAAGCAACCGGAUUCAUCCGUCGUGUUCGCUUUGCGUCUCCCGCGCGGCACUGCAACUGCAAGCCUGCGAUGCCGGCAGCGUGGGGUCGCGCGGGCGCGGCGCUGCGACGACGGGGCCAGUGGUGACUGGUGAGAGCUUGUGAUCCCGCGGCUGCAGGAUGGGCAGGGCGGGCAAGUGGCUCCGGAGCUUCCUGCCGGGCAGGAGGGGCGGCAGGGACAAGGGCGGGGCGGCGGACCCGGCGGACCUGGCGCUGGCGCUGCCGGGGCCGGGGACGGGGACGACCACGACGACGCCGGCGUCCACGCCCGGGGCCAAGGAGAAGAGGCGGUGGAGCUUCCGGCGCCCGGCGGCGUCGCCCGCCAAGGACGCGCAGGGCGGCCGCCUCGCGCACUACGGGUCCCUGGAGCCGCGGGUGCUGGACCCGGACCAGCACGCCGUCGCCGUGGCCAUCGCCACCGCGGCCGCGGCCGAGGCGGCCAUGGCGGCCAAGCAUGCCGCCGCGGCCGUCGUCAGGCUCUCGUCGUCCGCGCCGGGGUCCAAGCGCACCGUCAUCGGCAUCGAAGAGGCCGCCGCCAUCAAGAUCCAGGCCGUCUUCAGAUCCUACCUGGCGAGGAAGGCGCUGUGCGCGCUGCGCGGGCUCGUCAAGCUGCAGGCGCUGGUGCGCGGCCACCUCGUGCGCCGCCAGGCCAGCCACACCCUGCGCUGCAUGCAGGCGCUCGUCGCCGCGCAGAACAGGGCGCGCGCCGCGCGGAUGCGGAUGCUCGACGACGAGAAGCCCGUCCGGACGCCGCGGACAACGCCGACACGGCGCAGCUCGCCGCACCACCCACGCUUCCGGCACCACCAGGACAUGGAGGAGAACGUCAAGAUCGUGGAGGUGGACACCGGCAUCGGCGAGGUGCACGGCACGCCGCGGACGUCGCGCCGCAGCAGCUGCUACGCCACGCCCCUCUGCCGCACGCCGUCGAAGAACGAGCUGUACCAGAAGAUCUCGCCGACGCCGUCCGCGCUCACCGACGCCAGCGCGCGCACGUACAGCGGCCGGUACGACGACUUCUCCUUCGCCACCGCGCGGAGCAGUCCGUACCGCUACGCGCCGUCGAGGCCGCACCACCACGACGAAGGCGCCGACAAGCCCGCGGCCGAUCACCCGAUGUUCGUGCCCAGCUACAUGGCGAACACUGAGUCGUCGCGCGCCAAGGCGCGGUCCCAGAGCGCGCCGCGGCAGCGGCUGUCGGUGUCGUCCGCCGCCGAGGCUGCCUGCCCGUGGGAGCGGCAGCCGAGCAGCGGGCGGCGCAGGGCGUCGCUGGAGAGCCAGGCGCAGGCGACUCCGUGCGCGCGCGGGGUGGCGCCCAAGUACGUGCCCGUGCGCGUGCAGCGGUGCCCGUCGCAGGCGAGCGCGCCCGGGGCGUGCCCGUGGGGCGCGAGGCUGGACCGGUGGAGCGCGUCGGCGCACGACAGCGAGUGCGGGUCGACGAGCACGGUGAUGACCGCCGCCACCACCACGUACUGCUGGUCGCUGGCCACCGACAACGCCGGCAUGGCGUGAGGCGACCUCGAGGACUUGACUCGCUCUCACGUGGUUUCUGGAGAAGGAAGAGGAAAUGCUGCUGUGCCUGCUGGGAUGGGACGUCAGGUAGCUGCUGAGUACUGAAUUCUAGUGACUGCUCACUCUAGUUAACAGUAGACUCGAACUCUGCAAGUUUCUGUAAUCUGUACGAGUGUUUUUUUCUAGGAUCCGAUGAACGACGAGAGUUUUGGUGUUUUUGCGUGCCAAGAAUCCACGGCACAUAGGUGUCUUUUCGUAGUACUUUGUUGUGUCAUCCUUCGACUGUGAAUAAUGUGAGGUCCAGUAUUUCGAUCUGUCAAGUCCUGGUCGUUUCAGACCGAAAAGAAGCACGAAGAAAAGAAUCAUCAGUGUCCUGUUGCUA
This is a messenger RNA of Panicum hallii, 2403 nucleotides long. Its product is annotated as protein IQ-DOMAIN 14-like. Gene Ontology annotation, molecular function: protein binding. The record is from RefSeq and is a predicted model, not a curated record. NCBI's taxonomy places the organism in Eukaryota, Viridiplantae, Streptophyta, Magnoliopsida, Poales, Poaceae. The coding region runs from base 630 to 2021 and encodes 463 amino acids. The transcript has 3 exons.